AUGAAUGAAUGGUUUGAAUUACGCCAAAGGUUGAAAUGCAAAGAAACAAUUGACAAAGUGGCAUAUGAGCAAUUUAAAAAAGAAAAAGAUUAUUGGAAACAAGUCAUUAUACGGAUUGUUGCGCUUGUGAAAUUUCUUGCAAAAUAUGGCUUAGCGUUUCGUGGGACAAAUGAGAAGUUGUAUCAAAAAGGCAAUGGAUACUUUUUCGGUUUAGUUGAGAAGUUGGAAGAGUUUGACCCGAUUAUGAAAGAACAUGUGCGCCGUGUUUUGAAUGAAGAGUGCCAUGUACACUUUCUUGGCCAAAAUAUUCAAAACGUGAUAGAAUUAUUAGGGGAUAAAGUUAGAACCGAAAUCAUCAAGAAGGUUAAGCAAGCAAAGUAUUACUCCAUCAUCCUCAAUUGCACGCCUGAUACAAGUCACCAAGAGCAAAUGUCCAUAAUUGUGAGGUACGUGAAUUUUAACUCUAGUUCUAUGACCGUUGAGGAAUCAUUUUUAGGUUUUUUGGUUGUUGAUGAUACCACGGGUUUAGGACUUUUUGAAGUUACAUGUAAGGAAUUAGAGUCGCUUGGUCUUGAUAUUGGUGAUAUGCGUGGUCAAGGCUACGAUAAUGGGGUGAAUGUGGUGAGCAAACGGUUGCAAUCAAAAGAUGUUGUUCUUGAUGUUGCUAUUGAUGAAGUGGGCAAAUUAAUUAAAUUCCUUAAAAAUUAUAGAGAAGUGGGGUUCUCUAAGGCGCUCGAUGAAGCUGGAGAAAUUGCAAAUGAAAUAGGUGUUAAUGCGGAAUUCCGGAAAAAACGUUUGAAGACUCUAAAUGAAGCCAAGCUUAAGGAGUGUUGUUAUCGCCUUCAAGAUGCAUUGAAGUAUGAAGGAGAGUCCGAUAUUGAUGCUAAAGAAUUGUAUACGGAGUUGAACUUAACUAAUACAUUUUUACCGAGACACGUUGACAACUCUUUUGAUGUUUUAGACUAUAUCUUCCAACGCAGUACUACUUAUCCUAAUGUUAUAAAUGCAUAUAAAGUGUUGUUGACAAUUCCGGUAACCGUGGCAUCAGCAGAAAGAAGUUUCUCAAAGUUGAAGUUGUUGAAGGCCUAUUUACAUUCUAAAAUGUCACAAGAAAGGCUAAACGGGUUGGCGACAAUUUCUAUUAAAAGUGAAAUAUUAGAUACUAUGGAUUACAAGGAGUUGAUCGAAAGCUUUGCUUCAAAAAACGCUAGAAGAACCACACUUUUCGCUUAG
Messenger RNA from Helianthus annuus (common sunflower), 1233 nucleotides. RefSeq lists its product as uncharacterized. The record is from RefSeq and is a predicted model, not a curated record. The coding region runs from base 1 to 1233 and encodes 410 amino acids. Lineage: Eukaryota; Viridiplantae; Streptophyta; Magnoliopsida; Asterales; Asteraceae. Gene Ontology annotation, molecular function: protein dimerization activity. The transcript is spliced from 3 exons.